Messenger RNA from Parus major (Great Tit), 2287 nucleotides. RefSeq names its product salvador family WW domain containing protein 1 (gene SAV1). NCBI's taxonomy places the organism in Eukaryota, Metazoa, Chordata, Aves, Passeriformes, Paridae. Gene Ontology annotation, molecular function: protein binding; molecular adaptor activity. The record is from RefSeq and is a predicted model, not a curated record. Gene Ontology annotation, biological process: apoptotic process; hippo signaling; regulation of cell population proliferation. The coding region runs from base 162 to 1319 and encodes 385 amino acids. The transcript is spliced from 5 exons.
GCGUCCCCUCAGCGACCCCCGGCCCGAUCCCGAUCCCGAUCCUAACCCCGCUCCUGGUCCCGGCCCGGCCCCCGGGGGCGGCCGGACCCCCCCCCUCCCCGCCCUGCGGAGCGGGGAGCGGCGCCGGGCAUGCGGGCGGUGGCAGCGGGCCGGGAGGUGGGAUGCUGUCGCGGAAGAAGACGAGGACGGAGCUCUCCAAGCCGGGCGAGGUGCAGGGGAAGUACGUGAAGAAGGAGACGAGCCCGCUGCUGCGGAAUCUGAUGCCUUCCUUUAUCCGCCACGGUCCGACCAUUCCAAGACGAACUGAUAUCUGCCCUCCCGACUCGGCAUCCUCUGCCUACACCCCCGGCGGCGAUGGAAUCGUUUCCAGGAACCAGAGCUUCCUCCGAACUCCGGUGCAGAGGCCGCCUCACGAGAUAAUGAGGCGAGAAAGCAACAGACUGUCCGCACCUUCCUACCUGGCCAGGAGUUUGGCUGAGGUGCCCAGGGAAUACGGCUCCUCCUCGCAGUCCUUCCUGGCAGAAGCCGCUCCCGGGCUGGAGAACGGCGAUGCCGGAGCCCGGGGCUAUUUCUACGAUCAUUUCUACGAUGCCCAGAGGAGACGUCAGCUGAACGACCGCCUGCACGAGGACUACAGGUAUUAUGAACACAACAGUGAUCUUUUCCAGAGGAUGUCCCAGAAUCAUGGGAGGCACACUUCAGGCAUCGGGAGAGUUGCUGCUACAUCUUUAGGAAACUUAACAAAUCAUAGUUCUGAAGAUUUACCUCUUCCUCCUGGCUGGUCAGUGGACUGGACUAUCCGAGGAAGGAAAUAUUACAUCGAUCACAACACCAACACAACCCACUGGAGCCACCCCCUGGAGCGGGAGGGGCUCCCGCCGGGCUGGGAGCGCGUCGAGUCCGCGGAAUUCGGGGUUUACUACGUGGAUCACAUCAACAAAAGGGCUCAGUACAAACACCCCUGUGCUCCCAGCGUUCCCCGUUACGAUCAGCCGCCCCCCGUGUCGUACCAGCCGCAGCCCCCGGAGAGGAGCCAAGCCCUGCUGGUCCCUGCCAACCCCUACCACAGCGCCGAGAUCCCAGACUGGCUGCAGGUCUAUGCCAGGGCUCCUGUCAAGUACGACCACAUCCUGAAGUGGGAGCUGUUCCAGCUGGCCGACCUGGACACGUACCAGGGGAUGCUGAAGCUGCUGUUCAUGAAGGAGCUGGAGAGGAUCGUGAAGCUGUACGAGGCCUACAGGCAGGCGCUGCUGACGGAGCUGGAGCAGCGGCAGCAGCGGCAGCAGUGGUACGCGCAGCAGCACGGCACCAACUACUGACCCUCCUCCUCCUCCUCCUCCUCCUCCUCCUCCUCCUCACACCCACACACAAACUCUGAAAGGAAAAGUGCUUUUGUUGAAAAGGCAGCUUAUUUUUGUUGACGUUGCACCUUUGUUAUUAUCCUCUUGAAUAUUUUUCUACAUGUAUUAUGUGUUGUUUAUAAAAAAAAAAAAAAGUGGAGAUUGUUUGUUAAUCUUUUUUUUUUUUUCCUGUGCCGGGAGUAGUUUGUUAUCCUGAGAAACCAGCAGUUCCAUCGCUCCCCUGAUCCUGGAUCUCUUUCCUGCCAGUCAGCUGCAGUAUUAAAAGCUGGCUGUGCAUGUUUUUUAAGGGCAAUAGAUGCAACUGUCACGUCCUGGCUUCCAAAUGUUGUCCAAAUCCAGAUGCCUCCUGCAGGGUGUUUCUUUCCCUGGGGAUUUGGGAUCCCUCUCCUGAGAGAGCUCUGCUCUUGGUUUACAGCUUUAAUGUACAGAACACCCCCGGGCCUGUCGAGUCACACCAGGAGCUGAUUUCACCCUUUGGAUCCGAGUUGCCUUAUUUUUUACUUUAGCUCGUUUGUACUCCAGAUUUACUCCUCGUUUUCACACAGAUUACUCUGAGGGGGAACGUUUGUACCUUCCUAAAGACCAAGAUCUCUAAGCAGAGUUGUUUUGAUCCUGCAUUUCCCAAAACCUGACCCGCUCCAGUGGAAAGACAGCAGCACUGUCUGACCCACUGUGCCACCCCACGGGGAAAAUCAGGGAUGUAACAGCAAUUACUGGGGGUUUUUUUAAUGAGCUUUUUGUCUUAAAGCUCCUCACUUGGGGAAAAUUUUUAAUUGUCCAGUUACCCUCUCCAGUAAUUUCAUUUGGUUCAUUAAUUGUCCUGAUGUGUUAUUUAUGGGUUCUUUUCAGUGCAAUAAACACUGCACACAAAAAAGUACAUUUCUUGUAAAUCCUAUUAAUUCAAUAAAAAUCAUUUUGUUCGACGA